Cydia amplana is the source of this 2085-nucleotide messenger RNA. RefSeq lists its product as uncharacterized. The transcript has 11 exons. The coding region runs from base 1 to 2085 and encodes 694 amino acids. The record is from RefSeq and is a predicted model, not a curated record. Lineage: Eukaryota; Metazoa; Arthropoda; Insecta; Lepidoptera; Tortricidae.
AUGAGUUUAUAUAGGUUUUUGUUACGAUGCAGCAUAAUUAUAAUUUUUGUUGUGUUUUUUUUUUCAGUGACGAUAUUCUAUUUUACAGCCUUCGCACUAGUACUUGGCAUGACAUAUAUGUGUGCGGAGCUGUUUAUAAAACAGUACACGCAACGUUUAGACUGGGAUCAAAACUUAUGUCCAGUUUUAAAAGGCAUUACAGUAUCCUUAAUUUUGCAAUAUACCUUAUUUUGUUUGCUGGCCUUAAGAUACGCAGGUGAUGGUGCGCGAUAUUUGAGCAGCAGCUUCGCGAGCACACCAAUAUGGUCGGUCUGCAGUCACUUCGUCAAUAACUCUCACUGCAUGGGCUCCAGAAACAUCCUGCAAUAUUGUGAAAAGCCACGCCCCAGAGAACUCCUUACAUUAAACGUGACAUCUGUGCACAUAUAUUACACGGAAUACAUGAAAAGUAACUUAAGAGGCGCAUGGACGUGGAGAUUUUUUGUCGUUGCUGUAAUGUGGGUACUUAAUUUUUGCCUCACGACAGUACCUGACAGCGUGAUAUUGAAGUUUUACAAAUAUUUAGUGCUGCUGAAACAUGUCUGCAGUAUUUUAACCUAUGCGUAUCUAGCAAUUUCUACCGGACGAGCAGAGCAGGCUUUUCUUCAAUUGAUGAAUAUAAAUGUAAACAUUACAAUUUUAGAUCAUCCGUGCAACACGUGCCUUGGACUUAAUGAUGUCAAAUAUUUUCAGGUUGACACAGUAACCAGGGUCGCACUGGUUUAUGGUGUAGGCAUGAUCGGCGUCCAUGAUUUUGGUAGUACCUCGCCUUUUACAAUGACUGACAACGCUGUUAUUAUAUUUACAUUAUUGUUUAUUCUACUUGCCUCACUAAGAUCUAUGUCUGUGAAUAUACUAUUAUUUCAACUAAGCGACUGCGUAAACAUUCACAGUGACGAAGUUAUAUCUUGGCAUUAUAUAUUUUUUGUUUUAUUGCCGUUAUCGACAGAGUUCUUAUUUGGCCAGAAACUAAUUAAUAUAUCAAUAUUCUUGCACGUGCUUCUGUCGUUACUUCCAUGUCUAGUAAGUGUGUUAUUUAAUUUUCUUAAAAAUUUAUAUUUAAUUCAAUCUGCAUUAUGGCAACGUUUCAAGCUAUCUUUUCGCAACUUCGUGCUGGCGGCGGGGUUAGAAAGAAUAUCAGAAACACGAAAAGCAGCAAUACUUAUUAACUGCGUUGGCCACGAAGCGCAAGAAUUAUAUUUUAAUGUCCUUAAAGUGGAAGGUAAGGACAAGCUGGAGGAGGUGAUUGAAGUUUUCGACGACUACUUCAAGCCGAAACAAAAUGAAAUUAUAAACAGAUACAAUCUUAACAAGCGGAACCAAGAAGAGGGAGAAACAUUCGAUGCAUUUUACACAGCAAUAAGAAAAGUAGCGGAGAACUGCAACUUCGGGGACCAGAAAGAGAAGAUGCUUCGGGACAAGAUUGUUAUUGGUGUUCGGGAGCAACGUAUCCAACAGAAGCUACUGGAAAUCAAGGAUCUCACUUUGGAGAAGGCCAUCGACAUCUGCAGGUCUGCGGAGCUGUCCAGAGAAUUUGUGAAGACCCUCAACAACCCGGAGGGUGUUGGCGAGUUCAAAACGCCACUGCAACUGCGCAUUCGACCGGACGCUGAGCCUGUGGUGAGACCUUCACGGCGGGUACCCAACUCCCUGAAGCCGCGCCUCGCGGACAAACUGGCGGCUCUGGUGAAGCAUAAAGUCAUAGCCAAGUUUCAGGUGUUGUAUUCGUUAACGGUAACCAGAUUACUACAUAGUGAAUUUCCUUCAAUAAAGUUUAUUUACAUACAAGGACUAAUUUGCCUUUUUGGGUUUUCCAUGUCUGUUCCAAUUUUAUUGGUCGAUCAGUAUAUUAAUGAAAUACGAACCGGAUUAAUUCUUGGAAUGAACCUAACCAUAUUGUACUUAGGAGGGUUAAGAAUGGCUAUUAUCAUGUGGAUAUACGGAGUUAAAGAAUUCUCAAAAGAUAUUAACUUUUGGCUCGGAUUUAGCCCUACGAAGUUCUGGACUGUAUGCUGGUCUGUUCUUCCAGCGAUUCUAUGGGCGUAA